Messenger RNA from Haliotis rubra (blacklip abalone), 574 nucleotides. RefSeq lists its product as uncharacterized. The record is from RefSeq and is a predicted model, not a curated record. Bases 211 to 540 code for a protein of 109 amino acids. Lineage: Eukaryota; Metazoa; Mollusca; Gastropoda; Lepetellida; Haliotidae. Gene Ontology annotation, molecular function: calcium ion binding. The transcript is spliced from 3 exons.
UAAUUAUACAUGCAUCCCAUACAAAUGAUCGGAUAUUGGUGAUCAAUAGCACGGGCAAGCCGAAGCACCAUGUAGGUUGCAGUGAUUGCUGUCAUUACGGUACAUGACCUUACUGUUAUGCCAGUUACUGUCGUUCUCAGAUAAGGGUAUAUAAGCUAGGCUGAAUGAAGAAUACACAGUGGGACUGCUGACGUUUGUGAAGGAACAGACAUGGGAAUGAACAAGGCAACAAUCAUCCUCAGCAUUGCUCUCUGCUGGAAUGUCAUUGUAUUCGGUGCCACAGUACCGCAUCUGCCGGGUACCAUGUUGGGAGCCACUGGACAGAGCGUCUUCGACUUUGACAAGAACGAAGACGGUGUUGUGGACGGCAUGGAGUUGUACAGCGUUUUGACCUACCUCGACGGCAGACUAGGCUACACGCCAAGAGAGGCCCGAGUCAUUCUCAGUAUUGCUGACAUCAAUGGCGAUAAUCAACUCGACAUUUCAGAACUUCUGCAGUUGACGCUGCUUGUUGAGACAGAAUCACUUCAGCACAAGUGACAUGCUAAUAACGUUAUUUGUUUGUAAUUAUCAU